Molecule: messenger RNA, 3064 nt
Organism: Sardina pilchardus (European sardine)
Lineage: Eukaryota; Metazoa; Chordata; Actinopteri; Clupeiformes; Clupeidae
Gene: unc93a
Product: unc-93 homolog A
Exons: 8
Coding region: 109-1524 (471 amino acids)
Source: RefSeq, a predicted model, not a curated record
UUAAGAUGAACUGUUCUGGGCCUGUCUCUUUCAUUACUGUAGCUCACUGAAGCCGGGGGAAAUCUUUUAAAUUUUUACCCCAAACAGCAUUUGAGCCUGAAAACAAAAAUGAUCAGUCGGAACACCAAAAAUGUCCUUGUUGUGUCCUUUGGAUUUCUGUCCCUCUUCACCGCCUAUGGAGGACUGCAAAGUUUACAGAGCAGUCUGAAUGCGGAGGAGGGCAUGGGAGUGAUAUCACUGAGUGUGGUCUACGCCUCCAUCAUCGUGUCCUCCAUGUUCCUACCUCACAUCCUCAUCAAAAACCUGGGCUGUAAAUGGACGAUCGUAUGCUCCAUGUGUUGCUAUAUCACCUACUCUAUCGGGAACUUCUACCCUGGCUGGGCCACUCUCAUCCCCACCUCGGCCAUCCUCGGUCUGGGAGGCUCUCCUUUGUGGUCAGCCAAGUGCACAUAUCUGACCAUCAGUGGCAACCGGCAAGCUGCGCAAGAGAAAACGAAGAAUGAGGAUGUCAUCAACAUGUACUUUGGCAUCUUCUUCUUCAUAUUUCAGUCUUCUGCUGUGUGGGGUAACCUCAUGUCCUCCCUAAUCUUUGGCCAAGGCACAUCCCAAGGCGAUAUUCCAGAGGAGAACCUCAAAUACUGUGGUGCAGCACUAUGUGAGGAAGACUUUAUCCAGGGAGGAAAUGCAACGCGACCUCCACAACACCUCGUCAACACACUGCUUGGAUGCUACAUUGGUGUAGGGGUGUUGGCUGUGAUUCUGGUGGCAGUGUUCCUGGACAACAUCGACAGGGACAAUGCAAGGGAAUUCAGGGGCAACAGGACACCAUUUUGCGGGACCUUCUUGGCCACAUUCAAGCUUCUGAAAGACAAGAGGCUGAUCAUGCUUAUACCCUUGACUAUGUACAGUGGCUUUGAGCAAAGCUUCCUGUCUGGUGAAUACACUAAGAACUAUGUAACCUGUGCGCUGGGAAUACAUUUUGUUGGAUAUGCGAUGAUUUGCUUUGGUGCUACAAAUUCACUGAGUUCUUUUAUGUUUGGGAGGCUAGCAAAAUAUACAGGAAGAAUUCCACUGUUUUGCUUGGCUGCUACCAUAAAUCUGGGCUGCAUUAUCGCUCUUCUGCUCUGGAGGCCACAUCCAGAUCAGCUUCCUGUGUUCUUCGUGUUUCCUGCUCUGUGGGGUGUGGCGGAUGCCGUAUGGCAAACCCAAACCAAUGCACUCUAUGGAGUUCUGUUCCCUGAUCACAAGGAGGCUGCGUUUGCCAACUAUCGCAUGUGGGAGUCGCUGGGCUUUGUCAUAGCUUUCGCAUACAGCACCUUCAUCUGCCUCUCUAUCAAGCUCUACAUUCUCCUGGCCGUGCUCAUACUCACCAUGAUCACCUACCUUAUGGUGGAGUACCACCACCAUAGGAAUCCAAUGUCGUCGAAUAACUUCAACUUAGACACCCAGUCUGAAUCUGGAGCCACUGAGAAAGAGAAGGACGGUUACAAAGAAGCUUACAUUGUGAAACAGACUGAGAUGUAAACAUGCAGAAGGUGAUAGUAUGAGGUCUAUUGCUUUUUAAAAAAAAAAAAAAAAAUUCAGCCAAGAAACUAAAGCACAAUGAAUAUGGCCUUCUCAAUCAGAAACACACUUGCAUUGGGCAUUGACGUUGAUUUAAAAAUAUUUUGUUUAUCUUAAAAUUAUGUCUUCUGUAUUUGCAUAUCAUGUUACAUCUCGUGACAUUUGAGAAUAUUUGGAACCCUAAACCCUUUCUGUGUAUCAAGAGACUGUGGUCUUGAUUUACUAAAGUGUGUGCUCAUUUUAUUAAAUCAUUCUCUCAUUUUAUUAGAUUUUGUGCUCAAUUUAGUAAAUAGUGUACUCGUUUUACUAAAAAGUCCACUCAUUUUACUAAAUUGUGUGUUCAUUUAAAUUCCUGGUAAAUGAGCAUGUAAUUCAGUAACAAUGCACGCACUAUUUACUAAAAUGAGUGCACUAUUGACUAAAACAAGCACACAAUUUGGUGAAACAAGUGCACUAUCUAGUAAAACGAUUACACAAUAUAUAAGAUCGUGCACACAAUAAAAGAAAAGCACAAUUUAGUAAAAUGAGCACAUGAUUUAGCAAAACGAGCGUACAUUCUCUUAAUCUUGAAAUAUCUUGCAAUAUCACUUCCCGGGGCUCCAUAAAAGUGAUAUAGCACAGAAAUGUACAUUUAAAAAAAUGUCUUUACAUAUCAUCCUUCCAUGUUUUAUUUUUCUGAGAACUCCUUUAAAUGCACUGUAUGCCUUUAUAAAAUGGGUUAUGUUUAUACAAACAUAUGCACUUUAUUAACAUUCAUCCAAACACAACUGCUUUUAUGCAAUUGUUUUCUAGAAAUAAGUAAAGCUUGCUUAGAGCUGUAGGCCCUUCUUGAUGUAGGUGGUCAUGGUCUGUAAACUGUAAAGCAGUGGUUCUUAACUGGUCUGGCUUUGGGACCCAACAUUUCCUAUGUUCAUAAAGUUGCAACCAAUAUAUUUAUUUAGCGUUCAGUCCAAUGGAUAUGGUGAGCUACAUGGUACUGUAACAUACAAAGUGCCUGUAGACCUACUUGUCUGAAACAUGCAGAUGUUUGGCAUUACAUUUGCGUUUACCACUAAAAUGAUGUCUAACAUGACUAGUUACAUAAACAUUGUUUAUGUCCAUGGCAAUGACUGACAUUGGCUACGAAUAAAGCCUGUUAAAAUAAAGAUACAAUAUUAGAUCUGAUAAGGUAGCAUUUUGAAUAAAUGCUCCACGACCCAUUUUGGGGUCCCGGCCCACCAGUUAAGAAACACUGCUGUAAAGUGAUUACUUUUUCUACUUGUACAUGUCACUUGCACACAACUAAUUACUGAGGUUCAAAUGGAAUCAUUUUGUUUCGAACCAUGUGUAAAUAAAAGGUUAUUUGUGAUAAUUAACAUGUGAAAGUGAAUACUUUAUUUUAAUUGGAAUAAUGUUAUAGGAAGGCUACAGGGCAAAUAACAUUUUUAAAAUAGUUUUUUUUUUAUAAGACUGGUAAUUUUUUUGAACGUACUGUAUGUACCACUACUAUAGCCAGUUCCAU